Pan troglodytes (chimpanzee) is the source of this 4094-nucleotide messenger RNA. RefSeq names its product R3H domain and coiled-coil containing 1 like (gene R3HCC1L). The coding region runs from base 1021 to 3357 and encodes 778 amino acids. The record is from RefSeq and is a predicted model, not a curated record. The transcript has 13 exons. NCBI's taxonomy places the organism in Eukaryota, Metazoa, Chordata, Mammalia, Primates, Hominidae.
GAGGCCUGGCGCGCGUCCCUGCGGCGCGAGCGGAAGAGAUAGAGCUUCGCGGAGACGGCGGAAGCGGAGAGCAGCACCGCGCCGCAUGGUGGUGGCUGUUUUCUAAGAGUGAGCAUCUGGAGAGAACCAGGUGGAAACUGCAUUACUUUUUGUGACCAAGCCUUAGAAGUUCUGUAGUAUCACAAGCUUGCCAGAUUCAAGGAGAGAGUGACAGUUACAUGGGAUCUGCUUCUCACAGGAGUGUCAGAGUCACUAGACGGAGUUUUGCCAUGUUGUCCAGGCUGGUGUCGAAAUCCUGAGCUCAAGUGGUCUGCCUGCCUCGGCUUCCCAAAGUGCUGGGAUUACAGGUGAGGCUGCUGUCAGAAAGGAACUUUUACACAGUUUGCCUUCAGAGACAGUCUAUCGGCAUGUUGUAGAGUUUUAUUACUAAGAAAAUAAAUGUUACUUAUAUGGGAUAAAAGCAGCAUAUGAAAGAUACUAUCUGCCCUCAAGAAACUUGUAGAGUGUGAGAUGGCAUUCAUAAAUGAAACAGUUGAAUAAGAAUAUAAAGGAGUAUAUAAUGAGAGUGAUAUAACAACAAUGAGAUAUCUCAGUUUAAACACAACUCAUUUAGGAGGGCGUUAGACAUUAUCAAGGAGGGCAUUUCAGAAGUUGGAAGGAGCAGACAAUGAGGCCAUCCUGCCCAGAAUGGAGACUUUGUGUCUGAGAAUGAUAGAAAUAUUAUUGAAAUUGUAGAUUGACACCAAAUCAUGGAAAAUCUUAAAUGCAAGAUGGUUUUACUCAGCAUUUGGUGUGGUGGAUCUUACAUAAACCUUUAGAACUUACAUUAGAGUGUUCAAGUCUUCUGAGACUCCAGAGUCACCUAAGCUAAGAAGUCGCUCACAUCAUUGACAUCAGUGACAUAAAGAAAAACAUCAAGUAAUACUACAAAGGACACUUGGAAAGCUGAUUGCUGAAUAUUUGCCAGCACACUGCUGGUCAUGGCACAGUCGAAAUCAUUGCUUUGAUUGUGGUGGUGCCAUGCAGCAAGAAUCAGAGAGAUGCAGAGUUAGAGCCAGAAGGCCUGACAUGGCACUUUAUGUACCUAAAGCUCAUAGGGGUGCAGUACUCCUUAAGACAGGUGAUGAAGAAGAAAGCUGUGGUUCACCUAACUCUGUGGUGAAAGAAAAGCAAAAAGAAAGUUCUCUCUCCCAAAAAGAAGUCUUUAAAGACAAACCGGAGGCUCGAAGACUAAGUAUCAAUCCUGAUAGAAAGGAGCAUAAUUGUAGAGAAGGAAAGAAAUCUUCAACAAAAUUAAGAAUGGACACAUGCCUUCAAAAAACAAAUAGAGUUUGUUCUAAGAGAGGAACCACUGAAUCCAAAGAAGUAUUAUCCCAAGGACAACAGCAGGGAGCCCCAGAUGCUGGGGUUAUAACUAAUGCACCUUUACAGAGACAUUUUAAACCAAAGAAGGUGGAGUGUUUGGAAGUUGAAACUACGGAUGUGACAGGACAUGAGAGGAUACUUCUUUCACAGGCCUGUUUAGGAAUCAGCGAGGCUCAAGUUCCAAGCAAACCAUUCCAAAAUGUGGAAUUCUGUGACUUCAGUAGGCAUGAACCUGAUGGGGAAGCAUUUGAAGACAAAGAUUUGGAAGGCAGAAUUGAAACUGAUACCAAGGUUUUGGAGAUACUAUAUGAGUUUCCUAGAGUUUUUAGUUCUGUCAUGAAACCUGAGAAUAUGAUUGUACCAAUAAAACUAAGCUCUGAUUCUGAAAUUGUACAACAAAGUAUGCAAACAUCAGAUGGAAUAUUGAAUCCCAGCAGCGGAGGCAUCACCACUACUUCUGUUCCUGGAAGUCCAGAUGGUGUCUUUGAUCAAACUUGCGUAGAUUUUGAAGUUGAGAAUGUAGGUGGUAUAGCCAAUAGUACAGGUUUCAUCUUAGAUCAAAAAGAUACAGAUUCCAUUCCUGUAACUAUGGGUCACAUCUCUCUGUCAGAGAGCACAAAUGACACUGUUAGUCCGGUAAUGAUUAGAGAAUGUGAGAAGAAUGACAGCACUGCUGAUGAGUUACAUGUAAAGCACGAACCUCCUGAUACAGCUGUCCUUGCUCAUGAAACACAUAGAGAUAGUGGAUUUAAGAAUGUAGGUGACAUUACCAAUAAAGCAUGUAUGAUGGACACUACAGGUAUGUCCUGUAGUGAUCAUGUAACUGUUGAUAGCCCUUAUGUAGUUGCAGUUAGAAUAGCUGAUGAGACCUCUAUUAAUACACGAAGUUUCUCAAAGUUUGUAGGAAUGAGUGCAGAUGCAACCCCUCUUCAUGCAGCUAGAAGUGGGAAUGACACUGAAGAUUUCAGCAACCCUUCUGCUUGCUCAGAUAUUUAUGCUGAGAGUAUUUCAUCUCAUUUUACAGAGUCAACAGGAAAGUUGAUAGAGAGCUUGUCAGAUUGUGCUUCCUCCUUACCUAUAAAAAAGAUUGCUGGUAGUAAUUAUAACACUUUUUUGGACUCUGAACUCAGUAUGUUAAAUGGGACAAAAGUUCUUUCAGACAGUGCCGUGGGCAUUGACCUGGGUAGUACUGGUGAUACAACAGAAGCAUUGCACGAACUAAGAACUGCCGAAGAGUUCAAAACAAAAGAGCAAGAUGACUCAGGGAAUAUAGAAUUUGGUGUAUCUUUUCCUGAUAGGGAAUCAUUAUCUAUGGAAACAUCCAUCGAACCAAAAGCAACUGAAACUUCUCACACAGAGGGAAUUACUGCCACUGAGGAGAGCUGGGAGUCUAUGUUUAACGAUGAUGGUGACUGCCUGGAUCCACGUCUUCUACAAGAGUUAUCAGGGAAUACCAAGAGCAGAGAGAGCAUCCAGGAACCUGGAUUUGAUUACUACAAUCAUGAAGUUCCUGAUAUUGACCUCAGUGAUUGUGAAUUCCCACAUGUCAUUGAAAUUUAUGACUUUCCCCAAGAAUUUCGUACUGAAGACCUUCUACGGGUUUUCUGCAGUUAUCAAAAGAAAGGAUUUGAUAUUAAAUGGGUGGAUGAUACACAUGCCCUAGGAGUAUUCUCCAGUCCAAUUACAGCUCGUGAUGCGUUGGGUAUUAAACACACCAUGGUGAAGAUUCGUCCCUUGUCACAGGCCACAAGAGCAGCCAAGGCCAAAGCUAGAGCUUAUGCUGAGUUCCUCCAGCCAGCAAAGGAGCGUCCUGAGACUUCAGCAGCCCUAGCCAGAAGGUUAGUCAUCAGUGCCCUUGGGGUUCGAAGUAAGCAGAGCAAAACCGAACGAGAAGCAGAGCUCAAGAAACUGCAAGAAGCCAGAGAGAGAAAGCGGUUGGAAGCCAAGCAACGGGAAGACAUCUGGGAAGGCAGAGACCAGUCUACAGUUUGAACAUCACUCAAUGAAAGGGAUAAUUCCAUGAAUCAGAAAAUGUUUCCAUAGCCUUCAGAUAAGAUGAUCCUUCCAGAGCUCUAUGUACAUGCAGAUGUGCAUGUUAAAGAGAUAAAGUGAUCGAGACAAGGACUGACUGGGUAUAGAAGGAAGACAGACUCCUGUCUUCACUCCUAAAUGCAGUUCUUUGGAAUCACCCUACUGUGGUGGGCGUAGUAGGGAGCCAUCAGCCAGGAAGAAACGUGGGAGAUGUGAAUUCCAAGAGUUCCCUGGACAGGGCAAGUCAUGUUAGCGUGGGUCACACUUCCAAGAUAUUUAAAGCAAAUACAAAACAGAACAGAGGAUUCAAACCGCAAGUAUGGGAGAUUUAGGCCCUGCAGAGGCAGACCAUUCCUUAGUAUCUCACAAAGCAGAGUAAUACUGGAGGCAGAGUAGGGGGUGGGUAGAGAGCAGUUAGUACAAAGAGGCAGAACAGUGUCUGGUUUACUUGGCAUACACAGAAUCUGCACUGCCAGUUCCAGAACUCCGAAGUUGGUGAACUACAGGAGAUGUGGGUAUUUAGACUCCAAAGUUUAUACUGAGCUCAGUGCCUGGGACCGCUCCAGCUGCACUGCAGCCAGGGGGGAUACCAGCUUCAUUCCUCAGAGUAAACCAACCUUGGGAGCUGUGUGCCAGUCCCAGUGUAAGCAGUAAUACCAUGUUGUAAGAGGGAACAUUAAAGCCCAUUUUAUGACAUA